UUUUAGUUCCGCUGAUUGGCUACAACACUAAUCAGCAUUUGAUUACAGUUUUACUUUCAAAGAAAUGGAACGCAAAACCUUCAAACUUCCCUUUGUUCACUUUUUUUACAUCUUGUUCCUGAGUCACCUGGUGUUCUGUCAACUUGAUUAUAAAUUCUAUGAUAGCACUUGUCCGAACCUCACAAAAAUUGUUAGAUAUGGUGUUUGGUCAGCUAUUGCUAAUGAUACAAGGAUGGCAGCUUCUCUCUUGCGACUUCACUUCCAUGAUUGUUUUGUUAAUGGAUGUGAUGCAUCUAUCUUACUUGAUGAUAUUGGCUCAACAUUUGUGGGGGAAAAAAAUGCAGCUCCUAAUAAAAAUUCAGUUAGAGGCUAUGAGGUUAUUGACAAUAUAAAGGCUAGUGUGGAGAAAGCUUGCCCAUCAACCGUUUCUUGUACUGACAUAUUAACUCUUGCAGCAAGAGAAGCAGUUUAUUUUGCUGGGGGAUCAUAUUGGAUGGUACCCUUAGGUCGCCGAGAUGGCCGAACAGCAAAUAAGACUGCAGCUAAUGAACUCCCAUCACCUUUUGAGUCCUUAGAUACCAUCAUUGUAAAAUUCAAUUCAAAGGGUCUUGAUACAAAGGAUGUGGUUGUGCUAUCAGGUGCUCACACUAUUGGCUUUGCUCAAUGUUUCACUUUCAAGCCGAGGCUCUUCAACUUUGGUGGCUCAGGCAAGCCUGAUCCAGAACUCGAUACAUCAUUUCUCAAAGGUCUUCAAAGCGUGUGUCCGGAUCAAGUAGAUUCGGACACCAAUUUAGUUCCUUUAGAUUCUGUUACCAGUAACAGAUUUGACAACAGCUACUACAAAAAUCUUGUGAACAGUUCGGGUCUUUUGCAGUCAGAUCAAGUUCUGAGUACAGAUAAUAGAACUGCUUCAAUGGUCCUUAACUACAUCAAGUUCCCUUAUCUGUUUUUCACAGAUUUUGGAGCAUCAAUGGUGAAGAUGGCCAACAUUGGUGUGCUAACAGGACAAGAUGGGGAGAUAAGGAAGAAUUGCAAAGUGGUCAACUAGUCACCCUGGAACUUGUUUUCUUUUAGGCAACAAAGGAAGUCUUUUAUUUUCAUCAAGUGAACAACUGCAUGUAACCUUAUGCUUUUGACAUGUAAAAAUGUAAGGUGUAGAAACUGAUAAGUGCAUUUCCUGAUGCAAUGUGGGCCCCUCUCAAGCUUUUGUCUCAUCAGCUUGGUUCUAGCACAUCAAAUGCCAACUUGCAUUGCUGCUAUCAAUGCCAUAUCCAAUUCAUUAACUUAUUACCUCACAAUUUUUAACAUUUGGAUAUCAAAUCCAUCCAUUUUACUGUUAAAUCAAAGUCCUUCGACUCAUUUUAAGUUUUGCCUUAGUUUGUCCUUCUGG
Durio zibethinus is the source of this 1390-nucleotide messenger RNA. Its product is annotated as peroxidase 10-like. The record is from RefSeq and is a predicted model, not a curated record. Gene Ontology annotation, biological process: hydrogen peroxide catabolic process; response to oxidative stress. Gene Ontology annotation, molecular function: peroxidase activity; heme binding. NCBI's taxonomy places the organism in Eukaryota, Viridiplantae, Streptophyta, Magnoliopsida, Malvales, Malvaceae.